AUGGCUACAUUGUGCACAGCAACACUUGGCAGUUAUGUUUUACCAAAGAGUCCAUCACCGGCUCAUUUGUGUUCCUUACAGAGAGGAAGCCAAUUCAUUACGGGCCCUAUUGGGGGUGUCCCACAUUUGAAGAGUGCAAGGAAGGGUUCGUCUUCGUCUCCUUCUUUUACCAUCAGAUGUUUGAAAGGUGUUGCAGCCCCUACACCCGAUAUUCUUAGUCGCCUUUUCAAUGGAAGAGUUGUCCCAACCCCUAUUCCAGACCCAACAGUCGUUACAAGACAAGACUUCCCUCCUGAUUUCAUUUUUGGCUGCGCCUCUUCUGCUUUGCAGACGGAAUCAUCGGCAACAGAAGGAGGGAGAGGACCUAGCACCUGGGAUUUUAUGCUCGCAGAUGGAAUUGCAGUCGACUCAUACAAUCGAUACCCAGACGAUGUGCAACAGCUUGUGAAAAUGGGAGCGGAUGCUUACAGGUUAUCCUUCUCUUGGUCUAGGAUCCUCCCUGAUGGAACAAUAGCUGGCGGUAUAAACCAACAGGGUAUUGAUUUCUACAACAAGUUCAUUGAUGAACUAGUCAAGUAUGGCAUAACUCCAAUUGUGACGCUUUUCCACUUCGACUUGCCCACGGCACUGCAAAAAAAGUACUAUGGGUUCUUGGACAGCCAGAUUAUAGAUGACUUCAAAGCCUACGCCAAUCUCUGUUUCCAAACAUUUGGAGAUCGAGUAAAGUACUGGGUUACUGUCAAUGAGCCACAAAUUUUUGCACAAUAUGGGUACGCUACAGAAUUGAACAAACCAGAUGCAGAGCCAACAACAGAUCCAUUCAUUGUCGCACAUAAUAUCUUACUAGCCCAUGCCUCAGUUACUAAAUUGUACAGAGAGACUUACCAGGCAACUCAAAAAGGAGAGAUUAGUAUUCCACUGGUGACCCAAUGGUUUGAGGCAUAUGAACCCGGGCGACCUGAUGAAGAUGCAGCUAAGAGAGCGUUUGACUUUCUGACGGGAUGGUUUUUGGAGCCCCUGAUAUAUGGUGACUAUCCGUUCAUAAUGAAAGCUCUGGUGGGCGAUGGGCUUCCAACAUUUACUGAUGAACAGAAAACUUUAGUUCAAGGAUCAUUUGAUUUCAUCGGUGUUAAUUACUAUACUACUAACUAUGCACAAGGUCUUCCAAUGUUAGGUCCAAAUGAUACUAUUACAAGCCAAGUUGAGUUUCAGCGCGUUAAUCUCACUGCUACGAAUAGCAAGGGGGAGCUCAUUGGGCCACUGGCACCAGGGAGCGAUCAAAUUUAUAUUUAUCCACAAGGGUUAAGGGAUGCACUGAUAUAUAUAGGCAGUACUUAUGGCAAUCCCAAAAUCAUCGUCACUGAGAAUGGAUAUCCCGAGAAACGAGAUGACAGCAUUUUAGUGGAGAGUGCCAUACAGGAUGAUGGUCGAAUUGAACAUAUGAUUGGUCAUCUUUAUGCAAUUUCAGAAGCGAUAAAGGCGGGAAUAGACGUCAAAGGUUACCUCAUGUGGGCUUUGAUGGAUUGUAUGGAAGUGGGAUCAUUUUAUAAUGUUCGAUUUGGCCUUGCCUACGUAGACUAUCUCAAAGAUUUAGAGCGAACAGCAAAGAAAUCCUCAGGUUGGCUAUAUUCUUUCUUGAAUGCGCCCGCAGCCGAACCCACACCCGCACCUAAAAAACGGAAAUCAAUUGCUAUUUGAUGCUAAGCUAUAUCAUUUGAUGUCAAUGGACUUUGUUCGCUUCUGUUCAUUUACUUAUCUCCCAUAUAAGUGAAGGAGAGGGAGUAGGUGGUGUUAUCUUUUUCUUCCUAAAGGUAUCUAUCCUUUGUCAAGAAUAAAUAUAGUACUUGAUAUUUCAAGUAUUGUACCCCAUGUAACAGUUUCAAAUAAUCGAUUGCAGUGAAAUUCUAAUGUCAUCUAAUUAUGUUUUGAGCAGAAUAAAUCACAA
Molecule: messenger RNA, 1945 nt
Organism: Ilex paraguariensis (yerba mate)
Lineage: Eukaryota; Viridiplantae; Streptophyta; Magnoliopsida; Aquifoliales; Aquifoliaceae
Source: the annotation of a GenBank genome assembly